AUGCCGAUCUUCGUGAGCGCCCAUAGUCUGCGUGCGAUCAACAAAUACUAUGCCCACCAAGAACACAGUGGCCUGGACAAUCUGUGCCAAUUGACUAAUCAUCUGCACACUUUUAUCUUUGCUAAGCUAAAUUAUAUGGUUUUUGCUCUAUAUUUCGCUACGAUAGGACGUAGUGCCUCCCCCGCUGGAGUUUCCCAGUCUUCAUAUGGCAGUUUGGAAUCAACUGAAGAUAUACACAUUCGCGUCGACGAGGAUUGCGGAGUCAGCGAAUCCACUCCCUUGCUGGCGGCUACUCAGAGGUCCAACAAGUCGCCCACAUCCUCCGCAGCCUUCUCAUCCUCGCCCUGCCCCGGAAACCCGAUCCUCACGAAAGACUGCUUAAAUUGGCAAUCUGUGGUGUUCCUGGUCAUGUGCGCGGCCGCCCUGGGAUUGGCCGUGUAUUUACUCUGGAGAGAAACCCAAAUGCCGGACUUUGGAUAUCGGCUCAGUCUCAUUGAGCAUGAUAUAUGGUCGGAAAUGGAUCUUCAGGGUCAGGGAACUCCAUUGGAUCCGCUCAAGGCCGUGUUAUUUACCCACACGGAGAGUGAGGAAUGCAAUGAGGAUUGCCCGGAGGUAUUACGCAAGCUGCAGAGUUCCUCUUUGGAGGAACUACCAUACAACUUCCUGGUCACCGGCGACUGUCAGGUAUUCAAGGUAUAUGGUUGGGAGUAUGAGAGCAAUUUCUUGAAGGAUCUGUCGGGAAAUAGUUCCCUGGUUAUUGCCUUCGUGGGAAACUUCAGUCGGAAUCCGCCCAAGGAUUGCCAAUUGAAGGCGGCCCAGGCUCUGAUCCUCGAAUCCGUAAAACGCAAGAAACUGCAACCGGAGUACAAACUAUUUGUUCUGGCCAACAAUGCGGAGGCACUGCAGCGGGAGCUAAUGCACUGGCCACGCUACACCAGCCCUCGUAGGAUGAAGUGAAUCAAGCCAAUGGUUCCAAAUAAUUCCUCUCGUUUAUUGUACGCCAAACACAAACAGUAUACAAAGAAGCGCAGGAUGAGUAAAGCGGGUGCCACCGAUAAGCGAAGCGGGGAUCCCCGGGAUCGGAUCUGGCCGGGAUCGGGGGACCGGCAAAGCGUUGCGCAUUGGGUUAACGGAUGAUGCCUAGGACUAAGGACUUAAAACUAGAACUAGAACUGGAUCGGCUA
This is a messenger RNA of Drosophila rhopaloa, 1184 nucleotides long. Its product is annotated as peptidoglycan-recognition protein LD. Gene Ontology annotation, biological process: peptidoglycan catabolic process. NCBI's taxonomy places the organism in Eukaryota, Metazoa, Arthropoda, Insecta, Diptera, Drosophilidae. Bases 1 to 957 code for a protein of 318 amino acids. The transcript has 3 exons. The record is from RefSeq and is a predicted model, not a curated record. Gene Ontology annotation, molecular function: N-acetylmuramoyl-L-alanine amidase activity; zinc ion binding.